This is a messenger RNA of Populus euphratica (Euphrates poplar), 3155 nucleotides long. RefSeq names its product glucose and ribitol dehydrogenase homolog 1. Gene Ontology annotation, molecular function: oxidoreductase activity. The record is from RefSeq and is a predicted model, not a curated record. NCBI's taxonomy places the organism in Eukaryota, Viridiplantae, Streptophyta, Magnoliopsida, Malpighiales, Salicaceae.
CUUGUUUAGCAGUCUAGUCAGAAAAAUUCACAGCUUGUACUAGUACAUCUAUGGCAUGCUUACUAGAAACUAUAAUCCUGACCAGAUGACUCCAGUUUUAAGCCAUGGAUAGUCCCCAAGAUUAGGCUAGAAAGUAGAAACUAGGAACUCCUCCGUAUCCCCAUGUCAACAGAACUGACGUGUCCCCUGGACCUGCCUCAGAAGACACGUUGAGUCCCAUUUCCAGCCACGUAUAUCUCUACGUGUCAUCACAAGAACACAGUUUAUACGCACAAAUUUCAGCAAUUUGUAACACCUCAGUAGGGUCACGUCCAUUGUAGCUUACUAUAAACAUGCUGUCUUGGUUGUUUCCAACACCGAAGGUUUUCUCUGGAGUUUCUUGGUUUUAUAGUCCAAUCAAAACCCAGUUGAGUCGUUAUCGGAUAAGUCAGUUUCCGGCUAUAUCUCAGGCGAUUCAUAGACCUAAUAGAGUGUUUGUGGGAAUGGCUUCAGGUGGACAAAAGUUUCCUCCUCAAAAGCAGAAUAGCCAGCCUGGUAAAGAGCAUGUUAUGGACCCAACUCCACAGCACACCAACCCUGAUUAUAAGCCCUCUAAUAAGCUCCAGGGAAAGGUGGCAGUGGUGACUGGCGGAGAUUCUGGGAUAGGAAGAGCUGUGUGCUAUAGUUUCGUGAUUGAAGGGGCAACCGUGGCCUUCACAUAUGUAAAGGCUCAAGAGGAUAAGGAUGCUGAUGAUACUCUUCAGAUGCUAAAGUAGCAUAAGACUGCUGAUGCUAAGGAUCCUAUUGCAAUACCUGUGGAUUUGGGGUUUGAUGAGAAUUGCAAGAGAGUGGUUGAUGAGGUGGUGAAUGCGUAUGGUCGGAUUGAUAUUUUGGUUAACAAUGCAGCUGACUAUGAGUGUAGCUCUGUGGAGGAGAUUGAUGAGCAGAGGCCUGAAAGGGUGUUUAGGACUAAUAUCUUCUCCUACUUCUUCAUGACCAGGCAUGCCUUGAAGCACAUGAAAGAAGGCAGCUCCAUAAUCAACACAACAUCAGUUAAUGCAUAUAAGGGAAACUCCAAGUUGCUUGACUACACAUCAACCAAAGGUGCAAUUGUGGCUUUCAUUAGAGGACUAGCACUCCAGCUAGUUAGCAGAGGCAUAAGGGUCAAUGGCAUCGCACCUGGACCCAUUUGGACUCCAUUGAUACCGGCAUCAUUCAAAGAGGAGGAGGUUGCUAAUUUUGGAAAACAAGUGCCUAUGCAUAGAGCUGGCCAGCUAACUGAGGUUGCCCCUAGCUAUGUGUUCCUCGCUUGUAACCACUGCUCUUCGUACAUUACUGGCCAAGUCCUUCACCCUAAUGGUAAGUUUGUUCUCCAUGCUUACACAGCAGUUGCGAUUGUAACUGAUGGCUGGCUGGUUGUUGCAGGUGGUGUAAUCGUGAAUGGUUAAUUAUUGAGGGCUUGGCAAACUUCUGAUCUUUUAGUUUUUGUGUUUAGGCUUAUGGCGUUUUUUGUGUUUAGGCUUAUGGCCUUUUUUGUGAUGCUAGUGCAUGUGUUUUGAUGUCUGUUUCUUCCAUGUAACACAGUAUAUGCCAAAGUCUCUAUCAUGUUGAUGCAUGUAUGUCUAUAUGAUGUCCAGUUGUCUUUAACACACACACACACAACGUUAAAAUAUCCAGUUUGUUACUUCUAUGAAACCAAGCUGUAUAACUUGUUGCUGUAGGGUUGUAUGCAUGUUGUUAGGGUUGUUGGUUGUAGCCGUGAGAGAAUCUGCUUGUGUCUAGGAGUACGAAAAGGGGCUUUAAUUCGUGAAAAAAUCAAACAGUGGACACAGCAAAUUGCCUAAAUGUCUAGCAGCGGCUACAAAUCAACUUGUCUAGGAGACUACGAAAUUGGGCUUUAAUUCGUGAAGAAUUCAAACAGAGGGCAGAGUAAAUCGCCUUAUUUGCUAGAAGCAACUACAAAUCAACUUGGCACAAUGCUCGACAUGAUAACCAGCCAGCCAACAAGCAGGGCAUAGUAAUUUGCCAUUGCAGCACCGGUAAAAAGUGUGCUAUUUCAAGGUUGAAGAUGUACAAUUAAGAUUAAGAUUCAUCUCAGGCAAUUUCAACCCAAUUUCACCAACUUACAGUUGAAAGGCUCUGAACUCGAAGAAUUAUAAAAUCCAUUUUCCUGGCCUUGCCUAGUUUCACUUGUCCAUCAGUUAAAGGGUUUGGUAGUUCUGGUCACCAUUUAUCGUGUGGGGUGGAUGCUUGUGGAGUGUUCACCUUGCUAACAGUCUUGAAUGGGGUAUUUUUCCUGGGCAUGGAGAAGUGACAGAAGUCUUUACCUGCUAAUGAAUACAUUAUUUAAUUUACAGACCAAUGCAUUCUUGUUCUUGGCAUUACUAAAAUAUGUGGAGUGAGUGCAAAUUUUAGCUUAGUCGUCGAAAAGGUUAGUUUCCAAAACACGCAAGCUUUUCUCACAUUCGUCUCUCUUAAAUGAAUUGCUGAGGUUUCCCAAAUAUGGGAUCGACCUGGGUAACAUUUUCACUCAUGCGAGAAGUGCAAACAUUUUCAGGGAUGUUCCUAGCUAGUUAUAUGAUCCAGAUGCUAAUGGCAGUUUCCAUUUGAUUAGAUAAUUAUUCCUGGAACUAAACAUUUCUAAUUGCUAGCCUUCAUUCUCUCAUAAGAGCAAGUCUAAUCCUUGGCAGCCAUAAAUAUGGAUGGUGACACAUCCAGGGUACUGUUAACCUAAGCAACAGUUAAUGGAUUCAAUUUUAUCAAGAGAUGGCACCAAGAACAGUCUAUCAAAGCACUUAUGAAUAACUGCCGUCACAAAUCUUUUGAAAAACAUAACUUGAAAUUUUCGGAAAGAAAUGGCUGUGCUUUCAUCACAAAUCAAUUUGACAGGUCAACAUGACAUAAGUCCAUAAUGCUCCGUGAAGCAUACAGAUACCAAGUUAAUAUCUAUGAAUGAAGGAUCAGAUACUAUUAUUUUCUGAAUCUUUCCCAAGAAUGAGCAAAUUCACUCAUCAAUGAUGACUAUUAUCAAGGUUUACAGUAGCUUGGUGUAGCAAAGAAGAAAAACAUUCACAAAGAAAUCAAUUUUUUUGCAAAGUUUCUUUAUUGGCCACGAACAGUAGCAAGAAUGAAGAUGAAUUAUCCCAAAACAUCAAAGAAGUUUGGACUAACUCAAA